This is a messenger RNA of Macroventuria anomochaeta, 1419 nucleotides long. RefSeq names its product MFS general substrate transporter. Gene Ontology annotation, cellular component: membrane. The transcript has 5 exons. NCBI's taxonomy places the organism in Eukaryota, Fungi, Ascomycota, Dothideomycetes, Pleosporales, Didymellaceae. Bases 1 to 1419 code for a protein of 472 amino acids. Gene Ontology annotation, molecular function: transmembrane transporter activity. Gene Ontology annotation, biological process: transmembrane transport. The record is from RefSeq and is a predicted model, not a curated record.
AUGGAGUCGACAGAGUCAAAGGAGGAGACUCAGACGGUACCAGUUGCUGAAGAUGUUCAGGCUCGCAUUCGUCGUAAGUUCGAUAAGAAGAUGUUGUCCAUUGUGUGUCUGCUCUACGUGCUCUCAUAUCUUGAUCGAGGCAACAUCGGCAAUGCAAAGACUGCCGGUAUCCUUAGAGAUCUGCACCUCAGCGACAACGACUGGGUCUGGGUACUUCAGGUGUUCUACAUCGUUUACGUCCUGUUCGAAUGGACACAGCUCUUCUGGAAAAUUCUUCCGGCACAUGUCUACGUCGCUGUUCUGUGCUUUCUCUGGGGUGCAGCGGCGAUGUUGACUGGUAUGGCUCACAACAAGGCUGGCCUGAUGACUGCUCGCGCGUUCCUGGGGUUCUUUGAGGCUGCUUUCGGAGCUGGUGCGCCCUACUUCCUGUCGCUUUUCUACCAGCGCCGGGAGCUGGGCAAGCGUGUGGCCAUGCUGACGGGCAUGUCACCAUUGGCAAACUGCUUCGCCUCGUCGCUGGCAUAUGGUAUCCUCCACAUCAAGGCAUCGAUCGCCCCUUGGCGACUGCUCUUCCUCAUUGAGGGUGCGCCCACUGUCUUGUGUGCAGUUCUUGUCUACUAUCGUCUUCCCGACUCUCCUGAUACCGCCCAAUUCUUGACAGACGAAGAAAAGCUGCAGGCUCGCCAGCGACUCGCGACCGUCGAUCGGACUGCGAAGUCGAAAGUUAGCUGGACACAGGUAUUCGCUGGCCUCACGGACUACCAGAACUGGGUCCACGCCACGAUACACUUCUGCUGCAACUACUCCUUUGCCGCGCUUUCGAAUUUCUUGCCGACAAUAGUUCGCGACAUGGGAUACAGCUCUGUCAAUGCACAAGGCCUUACGGCCCCUGCAUACUUCCUAGCAUUCUUGUGCUGCAUGUUCGCCGCGUGGGGGUCUGACAAGUACGGCAAGCGAGGCUGGUUCGUUGCUGGGUUCGCCACCAUGGGUACCGUUGGGUACUUGAUGUUGGCUGCCAUCCAAGAUGAAUUGAAGAUUGGUCCGCGCUAUGCAGCCAUUUACUUCGCGACCUGCGGCAUCUUCCCGGCUUUGGCGAUAAACAUCACCUGGCUGCUCAACAACCAGGGUGGUGACUCGAAAAGAGGUGCUGGCCUAGGUAUCUUGGCAACAUUCGGGCAGUGCUCGUCGUUUGUCAGUAGCACCUUGUUUCCUUCCCGCGGAGGACCGUUCUACGUGAAAGGCUGUGCUGUCGGUUGCGCCUUCAGCGGACUAAUCGUGAUCUUGGCCCUUGGAUUGCACUUCAAAUUGGAGCACGAGAAUUGCAAACGGAAUCGGCUGUACGGAGAGGUCGAGGCGGACGCGCACGUGGACGUGACAGACGGUGGAGACAAGAACGUCAGAUUCCGUUAUCUGACUUAA